AUGUCGACAGUAAAACAAAGCUCCGUCGCUCGCUCUACACCAUCAACAUGGAACACGAAAGACCUGGGCAAGCGACUCGGUGUCGAUGUCGCCAGCGCAGCAACUGCAGGCGCGCUGACCUGUCCGCUGAUCACAAUCAUUGACCGUGCAAUCAUCGAAAAAGCAUCAAAAGGCUUCCCUAUCCAGCGAACAAUAACAAACUGCCUCAAAUCAAUGGUCUCUAAACCAACCGGCUUCUUCUUCAGCACUCCAUUCCUCCUCAUCUAUACCCUAUACAGCUCGACCUACCUCACAGCAAAUGCAAUCGACACACUUACCUCAACGAUGCGCAACCAGUCCUACGACACUGUAACACCAGGCCCUCUCAAAUUCAUCUCCACAACAACAGUCAAUAUGGCAAUCUGCGUCUACAAAGACGCGCGCUUCGCCAAAAUCUUCGGCGCCUCUCCUCCCCCAUCCCAUCCAGCUGUCACAACAACAGCAACACAACCACCCUCCGCUCUACGCGCCCCAGUCCCGACUCCAGCACAGGCACAGGCACCGCCCUCAACGUGCCAUCCUCACGCUGCGCCAGGCUCAGCAUUAACAAUUCCAAAAUCCUCCUACACCCUCUUCUGCCUCCGAGACAGCAUCACAAUCUUCGCAUCCUUCAACAUCCCAGCCCUGAUCGCACCCUCGAUACCAGACUUUGUCGCCUCAACCCCCGGCAUGAAAUCUGCCAUCGCGCAAUUUUCAUGUCCAGCGCUUAUGCAGUUCGCCAGUACACCUAUGCAUCUCCUCGGUUUGGAUCUGUUUAACCGCCAGCCUGUCGGCGGUUUACCCUGGACGGAUCGUGUAGCGCGCAUUCGUCGCGAUUAUGUCCCCGCUUGCUUUGCGCGCAUGGGAAAGAUCGUUCCUGCUUAUGGUAUUGGUGGUGUGGUGAACGUUAGAUUGAGAGAUAAUUUGAUGAAGCGCGUUGAGAACCGUGCUUGA
This is a messenger RNA of Penicillium antarcticum, 972 nucleotides long. RefSeq lists its product as uncharacterized. The record is from RefSeq and is a predicted model, not a curated record. NCBI's taxonomy places the organism in Eukaryota, Fungi, Ascomycota, Eurotiomycetes, Eurotiales, Aspergillaceae. The coding region runs from base 1 to 972 and encodes 323 amino acids. The transcript is spliced from 2 exons. Gene Ontology annotation, cellular component: mitochondrion.